GCACCCUCAUUUAACUCCAUUAUCGUCUCCUUUAUAACUCCCUAAUAAGCCCCCCUCCUCCUUAUCUUCCCUUCCCUUUUUCUCUUUUUGUUCUCCCUUUUCCCUCUUCCAUGGCAGACUCUGAACCUACCACCCACCACCUCACCCUUCCCCCCGGGAUAACCCACGACGUGUUCGACGAGUUAAUCCCUUCCAUCACUCAGUUCCACACCUACUCAGUAUCUCCCGGAAGAUGUUCUUCCUUAUUGGCCAAACGUAUCGACGCCCCACACGACGUUGUUUGGUCCAUCGUACGCCGUUUCGACAAACCCCAAACCUACAAACAUUUCAUCAGAAGCUGCGCCGUUGAAGAAGGCUCGCGUUUGGCGGUGGGAUGCACGCGUGCUGUGAACGUGAUCUCCGGGCUACCAGCUGAUACCAGCACCGAGAGACUCGAUAUUUUGGACGAUGAACGACGGGUCACCGGGUUUAGUAUCAUUGGAGGAGAACAUCGGUUGAGGAAUUACCGGUCGGUGACGACGGUUCACGGUUUCAACCGUAACGGGAGGAUAUGGACCGUCGUUUUGGAAUCUUACGUCGUCGAUGUCCCGGAAGGUAAUACGGUGGAAGACACUCGACUGUUUGCCGAUACCGUUGUCAAGUUGAACUUGAAAAAGCUAGCGUCCGUUGCCGAGAGGUUAGCGCGUGAUGGUCACGGUAAUAGAUCUUAGUGUGACGUUUGAAAAAAAA
This is a messenger RNA of Hibiscus syriacus, 729 nucleotides long. RefSeq names its product abscisic acid receptor PYR1-like. The coding region runs from base 111 to 710 and encodes 199 amino acids. Gene Ontology annotation, cellular component: nucleus; cytoplasm. NCBI's taxonomy places the organism in Eukaryota, Viridiplantae, Streptophyta, Magnoliopsida, Malvales, Malvaceae. The transcript has a single exon. The record is from RefSeq and is a predicted model, not a curated record. Gene Ontology annotation, molecular function: protein phosphatase inhibitor activity; abscisic acid binding; signaling receptor activity. Gene Ontology annotation, biological process: abscisic acid-activated signaling pathway.